Striga asiatica is the source of this 429-nucleotide messenger RNA. NCBI's taxonomy places the organism in Eukaryota, Viridiplantae, Streptophyta, Magnoliopsida, Lamiales, Orobanchaceae. The record is from the annotation of a GenBank genome assembly.
AUGAGAUGGCAAGGCAGCCAGUCAAACAGCAAAAUGCUGAAUUUAGGGGCAAAGAUCGGCUACAGCGUGGGCCACCGUCUCGCCACCUGUGAAUAUGUAACUGAUGACGUGGCGCUGACUCAUCACGAUUGCCGCCUCAAUUGCCGCCACUAUGAAAGAAACCGCCGUCACCACCAACACCGAGAAAGCCGCCGCCUUCGGGUGCCCGGCUCCUAUCUCUACCACGUCUCCAAGCACAGCAUCACCGCUGACGCAAUAGACAGCUUGACGAACCCCCACAGCCCCGUCAGCGCCUCCCACUUGAACCCCGUCCACGUGUCCCUGCACCUGUGGCUCCUCACGAUGUACACGAAUUGGGCCGUCACGAUAACCCACCACGACAGGCUCAGCACAAGGGACGCCCCCAGCAGGCCCAUACCCAAUCUGUAA